CGGGCUCUGGUGGGUCACGUGAGCCACUUUUCGCGCGAAACCUGGAGGCAGCAGGAAGAGCGGAGGGGAACGCGGUGCUGCGAUGGCGGAAUCAUCUGAGUCCUUCACUGUGGCAUCCAGCCCGGCCCAGCGUCGGCGAAACGUGGAUCCUCUCACCUCUAGCCCCGGCCGAAGCUCCCGGCACACCGAUGCCCUGACCUCCAGCCCUGGCCGGGACCUUCCUCCCUUUGAGGACGAGUCCGAGGGGCUGCUAGGCACAGAGGGGCCCCUGGAGGAAGAAGAGGAUGGAGAAGAGCUUAUCGGAGAUGGCAUGGAGAGGGAUUACCGGGCCAUCCCAGAGCUGGACACCUACGAGGCCGAGGGCCUGGCUCUGGACGAUGAGGACGUCGAGGAGCUGACCGCCAGUCAGAGGGAGGCAGCAGAGCGGGCCAUGCGGCAGCGUGACCGGGAGGCUGGCCGCGGCCUGGGCCGCAUGCGCCGCGGGCUCCUGUACGACAGCGACGAGGAGGAUGAGGAGCGGCCAACUCGGAAGCGCCGCCAGGUGGAGCGGGCCACGGAGGAGGGCGAGGAGGACGAGGAGAUGAUCGAGAGCAUUGAGAACCUGGAGGACCUGAAGGGCCACUCCGUGCGUGAGUGGGUGAGCAUGGCCGGCCCCCGGCUGGAGAUCCACCACCGAUUCAAGAACUUCCUGCGCACCCAUGUGGACGGCCACGGCCACAACGUCUUCAAAGAGCGCAUCAGCGACAUGUGCAAAGAAAACCGUGAGAGCCUGGUGGUGAACUACGAGGACCUGGCCGCCAGGGAGCAUGUCCUGGCCUACUUCCUGCCAGAGGCACCAGCUGAGCUGCUGCAGAUCUUCGAUGAGGCUGCCCUGGAGGUGGUGCUGGCCAUGUACCCCAAGUACGACCGCAUCGCCAGCCACAUCCACGUCCGCAUCUCCCAUCUGCCGCUGGUGGAGGAGCUGCGCUCGCUGAGGCAGCUGCACCUGAACCAGCUGAUCCGCACCAGCGGGGUGGUGACCAGCUGCACAGGCGUCCUGCCCCAGCUCAGCAUGGUCAAGUACAACUGCAACAAGUGUAACUUCGUCCUGGGCCCUUUUUGUCAGUCUCAGAACCAGGAGGUGAAGCCAGGCUCCUGUCCCGAGUGCCAGUCGGUGGGCCCCUUCGAAGUCAACAUGGAAGAGACCAUCUAUCAGAACUACCAGCGCAUCCGAAUUCAGGAGAGUCCCGGCAAAGUGGCGGCUGGCCGGCUGCCCCGCUCCAAGGAUGCCAUUCUCCUUGCCGAUCUGGUGGACAGCUGCAAGCCAGGAGACGAGAUAGAGUUGACUGGCAUCUACCACAACAACUACGAUGGCUCGCUCAACACCGCCAAUGGCUUUCCCGUCUUUGCCACUGUCAUCCUGGCCAACCACGUGGCCAAGAAGGACAAUAAGGUCGCCGUGGGAGAGCUGACCGACGAGGACGUGAAAAUGAUCACCAGCCUCUCCAAGGAUCAGCAGAUUGGGGAGAAGAUCUUUGCCAGCAUUGCUCCUUCCAUCUAUGGGCACGAAGACAUCAAGAGAGGCCUGGCCCUGGCUCUGUUCGGAGGGGAGCCCAAAAACCCAGGCGGUAAGCACAAGGUGCGAGGUGAUAUCAAUGUGCUGCUGUGUGGCGAUCCUGGCACAGCUAAGUCGCAGUUCCUCAAAUACAUCGAGAAAGUGUCUAGCCGAGCCAUCUUCACCACAGGCCAGGGGGCUUCAGCCGUGGGCCUCACGGCGUAUGUGCAGCGGCACCCGGUCAGUAGGGAGUGGACCCUGGAAGCUGGGGCCCUGGUGCUGGCUGACCGAGGAGUGUGUCUAAUUGAUGAAUUCGACAAGAUGAACGACCAGGACAGAACCAGCAUCCAUGAGGCUAUGGAACAACAGAGCAUCUCCAUUUCAAAGGCCGGUAUCGUCACCUCCCUGCAGGCUCGCUGCACUGUCAUUGCUGCCGCCAACCCCAUAGGAGGGCGCUAUGACCCCUCACUGACCUUCUCAGAAAAUGUGGACCUCACGGAGCCCAUCAUUUCCCGCUUCGACGUCCUGUGUGUGGUGAGGGACACGGUGGAUCCGGUCCAGGACGAGAUGCUGGCCCGCUUUGUGGUGGGCAGCCACGUCAGACACCACCCCAGCAACAAGGAGGAGGAGCGGCAGGUCAACGGCAAUGCCCCGGAGCCCACCGUGCCCAAUACGUAUGGUGUGGAGCCUCUGCCUCAGGAGGUUCUGAGAAAGUAUAUCAUCUAUGCUAAGGAGAAGGUCCACCCCAAGCUCAACCAGAUGGAUCAGGACAAGGUGGCCAAGAUGUACAGUGACCUCCGGAAAGAAUCCAUGGCAACAGGCAGCAUCCCCAUCACGGUACGGCAUAUUGAGUCCAUGAUCCGCAUGGCAGAAGCCCACGCACGCAUCCACCUGCGGGACUACGUGAUAGAAGACGAUGUCAACAUGGCCAUCCGUGUGAUGCUGGAGAGCUUCAUCGACACACAGAAGUUCAGUGUCAUGCGCAGCAUGCGAAAGACUUUUGCCCGCUAUCUUUCAUUCCGGCGCGAUAACAAUGAGCUGUUGCUCUUCAUACUGAAGCAGUUAGUGGCGGAGCAGGUGACGUAUCAACGCAACCGCUUUGGGGCCCAGCAGGACACGAUCGAAGUGCCUGAGAAGGACUUGGUGGACAAGGCUCGUCAGAUCAACAUCCACAACCUGUCUGCUUUCUAUGACAGUGAACUCUUUAGGAUGAACAAGUUCAGCCAUGACCUGAAGCGGAAAAUGAUCCUUCAGCAGUUCUGAGGCCCAGGGCCGUCUAGAGUAACUAACUAUGCGUCCUGGUUUGGGAAGUCGGAAAUGAGCGCUCAGUUCCCUUUGUGCCUUAGAGACAGACGAGCCCAUAGCUGGUGGACUUGGAAGGAAGGUAGGGCAGGGGUGUGUGGAGUUGGACCACCUGGCUUCCCCCCCAGAACUCUCAGGUUAAGGCCACAACUUGGAUUGAUGGUAUUUUAUAUCUUUGGUUCCAUUUUCUGCUUCUCUCACCUUCUUGGGUGGGCACCCUUUGCCAGAAUUUCUUUCUCAGCUGCUCACCAGUCUUAUCACAUACAAGUGCUUUGUCUCUACUUCAGUAAUAGUAACUUGGAUCACAUUCCUUGUGUUUGGGAUACCCCUGGUAAGAGGUCCCAAGUACUCUGCCGAGGCACAUCUCACACAACUGACAUUUGAGGACAUUAGGAGAACCGUUGCCCUCGUGGCGUGAGUUCCUUGUUCAGGCUGCUUCUGCCACCUGUGGCCUAGCAGCAGGUUAAGGGAUUCCUAGGCUUUUUCUGAACGCUGUCCUGUAGGUUUCUCUCAGCUACUGUGAGUAGAGAAAAUGUAGGCUAUGAACAGAAGAGACCACAACCCUGUCAAUACAAUCUGUUUGCUCUGUAGUGACAUGACUUGAUUUCCUUUGGACUUGGUGGGAUUCAAGGAGUUGGAUAUGAGCAGUGAGGAUUGUUGGAUGGCCACGACUGUCAGUCACCAUUGCUAUAUUAAUCUAGUUUCUCUCACCUAACCAUUUCCCAGUUCUCUUAUUUGUUUGUACAUUGAGUUGUCUCUGUAGUUUUCAUUUUUAAUAAAAUUAAAUAAACUCGAAGCUCUGGUA
This is a messenger RNA of Choloepus didactylus (southern two-toed sloth), 3641 nucleotides long. RefSeq names its product minichromosome maintenance complex component 2 (gene MCM2). Gene Ontology annotation, biological process: mitotic DNA replication initiation; double-strand break repair via break-induced replication; DNA replication. The record is from RefSeq and is a predicted model, not a curated record. NCBI's taxonomy places the organism in Eukaryota, Metazoa, Chordata, Mammalia, Pilosa, Megalonychidae. Bases 83 to 2797 code for a protein of 904 amino acids. Gene Ontology annotation, molecular function: 3'-5' DNA helicase activity; single-stranded DNA binding; ATP binding. The transcript has 16 exons. Gene Ontology annotation, cellular component: nucleus; MCM complex.